Molecule: messenger RNA, 396 nt
Organism: Triticum urartu
Lineage: Eukaryota; Viridiplantae; Streptophyta; Magnoliopsida; Poales; Poaceae
Source: RefSeq, a predicted model, not a curated record
AUGGCGCCUCUCUCCACCGCCGUCCGCCUCUUGCGCUCCCCCGCGGCUCCGCGCGUCGUCCCUUCCCCGCCCGCCCGCCUCGCCGGGGCGCCAGCGCGCUUCCGGUGCCGCCGCCGGCUCCGGUCGGUGCGUGCGGAGGCGGCCAAGGAGGCGGAGGUGGGGGAGCUCAGGGCCGGGGUGUCCGUCUACAAGCCGCGCUCCUACGAAGUGCUCGUCUCCGACACCGCCCGCUCCCUCGCCGCCGCCAUCGAUGACGGCAGGACCCGCCUCGAUAUUGAGUUCCCGCCUCUGCCCAGCAGCAUCUCUUCUUACAAGUUUGAUUCUAGUUACAUAUGCACAAAAAUUCAGUCCAUACAUAAGAAUCUUGUUAUGGGACACUGCAGCAACAUUGACUGA